Molecule: messenger RNA, 3485 nt
Organism: Myxocyprinus asiaticus (Chinese sucker)
Lineage: Eukaryota; Metazoa; Chordata; Actinopteri; Cypriniformes; Catostomidae
Product: cytochrome P450 1B1-like
Exons: 2
Coding region: 146-1726 (526 amino acids)
Biological process (GO): hormone biosynthetic process; progesterone metabolic process
Molecular function (GO): iron ion binding; heme binding; steroid 17-alpha-monooxygenase activity
Source: RefSeq, a predicted model, not a curated record
AGCCUGAGAGCUUCACCUGGAAAAGUUCAAGAAGAAUAGCAAACACCAAACUUCAUGCAUAUGGGCUGAUUGAAAACUCUUAAGAUUUGAAAUGACAACAGGAGAGUUUGCAUGUUGAUUUUUGCUUGGAAGACACAUCAGAAGAAUGGCGCUGACUGAUGCCGAGUUUGGACUGAAGAGCAGCAGUCUCAUCAGGGAAUGGAGCGGACAGGUCCAACCAGCUCUGAUAGCAUCCUUCAUCAUCCUCUUCUUCCUCGAAGCCUGUUUGUGGGUCAGGAAUCUCACGUUCAAGAGGCGGCUGCCCGGACCGUUCGCCUGGCCUUUGGUGGGGAAUGCCAUGCAGCUGGGACAAAUGCCACACAUUACCUUUUCCAAGCUGGCCAAGAAGUAUGGCAACGUCUACCAAAUCAGACUUGGCAGCAGUGACAUCGUGGUGCUGAAUGGAGACUCGGCCAUCCGGCAGGCGCUCAUUCAACACGCCAGGGAAUUCGCCGGACGACCCAAUUUCUUGUCUUUUCAGAUGAUUUCCGGGGGUCGAAGCAUGACGUUCAGCAACUACAGCAAACAGUGGAAAAUUCAUCGCAAAGUUGCCCAGUCCACUCUGAGGGCAUUCUCAUCUGCAAACAGCCAAACCAAAAAAGCAUUUGAGCAACACGUUGUAGGAGAAGCCAUGGACCUGGUGCAGAUGUUCCUCAGGCUUAGUGCAGAUGGACGAUACUUCAAUCCUUCCCAUGAAUUCACAGUCGCCGCUGCUAAUGUCAUUUGCGCGCUGUGCUUUGGGAAACGCUACGGCCAUGAUGAUCCAGAAUUCAGGACACUCUUGGGCCGAGUGGAUAAGUUUGGUGAAACCGUCGGAGCCGGUAGCUUAGUUGACGUCAUGCCUUGGCUGCAAUCUUUCCCCAAUCCAGUACGGAGCGUCUAUCAGAACUUUAAGGUUAUCAAUGAUGAGUUUUUUGCUUAUGUGAAAGACAAAGUUGUGCAGCACCGUGACACAUACAACCCCGGCGUCACCCGUGACAUGAGCGACGCCUUCAUUGGUGUGAUCGAGCAUGGCAAAGACAGCUCACUGACCAAAGACUUUGUAGAAGGCACAGUCACCGAUCUCAUUGGUGCAGGACAAGACACUAUGUCUACGGUAAUGCAAUGGAUACUUCUGCUUUUAGUCAAAUAUCCAUCAAUGCAGACCAAACUUCAAGAGCAGAUUGAUAAAGUUGUCGGGCGUGAUAGACUCCCUUCAAUAGAAGACAAAAGCAACCUGGCUUACCUGGACGCAUUCAUCUACGAAACCAUGCGCUACACCAGCUUCGUCCCGGUCACCAUUCCUCACUCCACCACUUCAGACGUGACCAUCGAAGGACUCCACAUCCCCAAAGACACUGUGGUGUUCAUCAACCAGUGGUCCGUCAACCAUGACCCUCAAAAGUGGCAAGACCCUCAUAUCUUCAACCCGUCAAGGUUCUUGGAUGAAAACGGAGCCCUGGAUAAAGACCUCACCAACAGUGUCAUGAUCUUCUCAACAGGUAAGAGAAGGUGCAUUGGUGACCAGAUUGCCAAGGUGGAGGUUUUUCUGUUCUCCGCAAUCCUGUUGCAUCAAUGCUCAUUUGAGAGCAACCCGUCUGAACAUCUCUCCAUGGACUGCUCAUAUGGUUUAACACUGAAGCCUCUCCAUUACAUAAUCUCAGCUAAACUCAGAGGGAAACUCUUUGGCUUGGUUUCACCAGCGUGAGUAAAAAUCAUCAGUUACUCACCAUCAUGCUCAUUUUGUGACUUAACACCAGCAAAGACUGAAAAUAAUGCAAAUGUAUUCCACAUAAAGCUGCACUGAACACAUAUUUAAUAUUUAACAAAUAUUCAAUCAGUUUACAUGUUUGCAAUGAUUAAAUCAACAGAUUUAAUCACAUCCAUAGAAUAUGCUGUCAGGUCUUUGAAGGUGCUCUGAUAUAUAAGUGAGAAAAUCUUCAACUGUUGUAAUCUAUCUUUAAAGGUAUACUUCACCAAAAAUGGAUAAAACCUUCAAACCAGUAUGACUUUCUUGCCUCUGUGGAACACAAAACAUGAUGUCUGGCUGAAUGUUAGCCUCAUUCACCAUUUUGUAUGGAAAAAAAGAUGCAAUGAAAGUUAACGGUGACUGAGGCUUACAUCUAAUUUGUGUUUCACAGAAGAAAGAAAGUCAUACGGUUUUAGUUCGACAUGCAGGGUGAGUCAAUGACAGAAUUUUCAUUUUUGGGUGAAUUUUCCUUUUAAAGAUUACCAGCUAUAUUUUGUUUUCUUGUGUGUACUAAAUUACCUCAAAGCAUCAAGGGAAUUUCAGCAGGACUUCAGUAUGAAAGGUUCAUGGUCAAAUACUAAGCAACAAUCACUUGUAGAUGCAUCAAACAUUAUUGGAUAAUAUCCUGCAAUUGUUUGUUUGUGGAUAUUGAGUCAUGUUAAUUUGCAACAGCUGUUUGUAGGGCUGCAAGGAGUUUCACUUCCUUUCUAUCAGCCUGACUCAUUUUAAUGCUGAUUUUGCAUAGCAGUGCAUUAAACUAUGCUUGCAAUAAGAUGUAUACAGUCUGAUUAUAUAUUUCAGGUAUUUUAAGUAUUAGGCAAAUAUUUAUACGUAUUACGCAAUAUUUUUUUCUCUAUAAAGUCUAUUCUUUAUUAAUUCGUAUUUUAUGUAAUGAGACUCUACAAAAAGCUGGAAGCGUCACUUGAUGACAGUUAUUAAUGUCCGUAAAUCUAAUUUUAGCCAGUCAACGUGCAAUAAAUGCCUUGCUGUAACCAUGCAAUAUGUCAAAGACACCUGAGUGUGUCCUAAUGCUCAGCAUAUCAGUCAAUGAAAGAUGAACUCACCCAACGUAUGUACAAAAAAAGCUCUUUAUACUGUGUACAAAACCACCAGACUAAAUCAGAGCUAAUCCCAAGAUAUGUUUCUUUUUUGCAUUACAUACAUUAUGGUAAAUGUUCACACUGAAUAUUUUGAAAGUUCUUUAUAAUAAAGUGCAUGUUUUCAGGAUAUUAUACAUUUUCUAAUGCCUUCUAAAGGCAUUUUUUUUUUUUUUUUAUGUAUUCAUGGAAAAUAAGCUACAUCUGUAAUAAAUAAAGUGAUGUUUUAAAGCCACUUGCAGUCAGUCUGUCUGUUGUGACAAAAAUAUGUCUAAUACUCUAUAUGAAAAUGAGCUAUAUACGGUUUAUUCAUACAUAUUGACUUAAGUCCGCCCAUAAACCACAGCUAGGCAUCUAAAUCAUUGCUAUAUAAUCACAACUGUCUGCAUCUGUUCUAUUUCAUACAGACAUUGUCUCUUUAUAUGUCCUUAUUGCUUGUUUUAUUGGCAAUAUGUCUCUGUUUGCAUUCAGUUUCUAGGCUAUUUUUGCAAAACCACAAUCUUUAAGGUCAAAUUAUCUUAUUAAAUUUAUAUAACCGUCAUUAUUCUAACUAUAGCUCAUGAUAAACACAUAAUGAGGUGUUUAACUCCAUUGUUUGUAUCUGCUUUGUCUAAAACAUU